This is a messenger RNA of Ipomoea nil (Japanese morning glory), 396 nucleotides long. RefSeq lists its product as uncharacterized. NCBI's taxonomy places the organism in Eukaryota, Viridiplantae, Streptophyta, Magnoliopsida, Solanales, Convolvulaceae. The coding region runs from base 1 to 396 and encodes 131 amino acids. The transcript has a single exon. The record is from RefSeq and is a predicted model, not a curated record.
AUGGUUGACUUAUUGGGACGCUCUGGGAUGACGGACUGCAAGCCUCUCACUACACCAGCCUCUGUUUCCCAAGCAGUAACUCCGUCUGAUCAGCCAUUUGAGAAUCCUACGCAGUAUCGUCGUGUUUUCGGUGCACUACAGUAUCUGACUAUCACCCGGCCAGAUCUCGCCUAUGCAGUCAACCGCCUGUGUCAGUUUAUGCACUCUCCCACUGAAGAUCAUUGGGCGAUGGAGAAACGUGGGUUGCGGUAUAUCAAGGGUACUCUGGGUUACGGUCUUCGGCUAACCCCCUCUGACUCCAGUGCCAUACAUGCCUACUCCGACUCUGACUGGGUUGGGUGUCCGGUAGACAGGAAAAGCACUAGUGGAUAUACUGUUUUUUGGGGAGCAAUCUAG